UGUUCUGGUGUGUUGGCUGGAGUCUGGACAAUGUCAUCAGGGUGUGAAGGCGGGUGGCCAGGUUACCCUUACUGCGGCUACCCUGCGCCGCCGCAGCCGCCACCACCACCACCACCACCGCCGCAAUGGCCCGCACAUCCCCAUCACCACCACCAUCACUACCACCAUCACACUCCAGACUUCUGUGGAGCGCAGAACGCACCAGCGCCGCCAUGUCCACCUCUAGUCACCUACGCUGACGGCAGCGUCCUGCCGCCGUGUCCGCCGCACUACUGGGACGGCGACGAACUUAUCGACUCUUACGGUCGCGUUGUGCGUCGGAAGACGUCAGCCAACAAGAAGGAACGUCGUCGAACUCAGAGUAUCAACAACGCAUUCGCUGAGCUGCGCGAGUGUAUCCCUAACGUUCCUGCAGACACUAAACUCUCCAAGAUUAAGACUCUGCGUCUGGCAACCUCCUACAUCGCCUACCUCAUGGAGGUUCUUCAUGCUGAAGACUCCCACCCUGCACCUCCACCACCCCAACCCUUCCGCGCCGACCUGCCGCCCAGACCUAGGGCCAACCCUGCCGCCCACGACGACAAGGACGACAGUGAUAUGGACACUGAACCUGCCACUCCAGGUGAGAGAAGUCGUGAGGUAGCUGCCCACUCCACCUCCACAACCUCUACCGUCGUCGCCUUCACCGCAUCUUCCUCCUCUUCCUCCUCCUCCUCCACCAACACCUCUGUUUCGGACGGCGCUACCAUGGAGAAGCGCCGAGGAAGAACUGGCUGGCCAGAAACAGUGUGGGCCCAAGAACUGAAACACUGAAUUACCUUCAGUUGCAACUCAUCAAUGGCAACAAGUGAAGUACCAGUAUGGUUAUGGCUCAGGAAGGAAGCACUUGAGACUGUUAACGAGCAAGACACCACUUAGGCAUCAUUACAGACAAAACUGAUGAAGCCUCCUGAGCAGGCGAAACGUUUCAUCAGUAAAGAUGCCUAAGUGUUGCACAUGUCUUUAACUCGUCAAUUUUUCGGUAUUACAUAUAUUUCCAUCGUAAGAUUCUUCUUUGAGCUUAAGUGAAAAUGCUGAUGACACACGUGGACUAUUUUGAUUCAUGCACAGAGAAUAGUGGAGGCAAGAACAGUGCAUGAGAACCUUUGUUAUGUAUUAAUAAUAUACUUCCCUUUGCUUAAGAUUAAGCUCUUAUAAGCUCUAGAUGAGUUAGAGGACGCUUGAAGAAAAGUGAAGUAAUGAACAGCCAGUAUUACGCUAGAUGGUCUCCGAGAUGCUGUGUUAGUUUGCUGAGUUGUUGCUGUGGCUAAAUGAGAGUGAGAGACAGACAGACAGACUGAGAAAAAGAAAAAGAAAAAAUGAAAUGAAGGAGCAUGAGAUCGAGUGCAUACACACACACACACACACACACACACACACACACACACACACACAUAUAUAUAUAUGUCGUGCCGAAUAGGCAGAACUUGCGAUCUUGGCUUAAAUAGCAACGCUCAUCUUGCCAUAUAAGACAAGCGAAAAUUUGUGUAUGCAAUAAUUUCGCCAAAAUCAUUCUUAACCUAACGAAAAAAAAUAUAUUUCACUGUGUUUGUUUAGUAUUAAAUUAUUGUAAACAAAUCUAACAUAUAUUUAGUUGGGUUAGGCUAAAAUAAAUUGUUCUUGUUAUAAUAAGGUUAGGUAAGUUUUCUAAGAUUCUUUUGGUGAAAAAUUAAAAUUUUUUACAUCAACUUUAAUGAAAAAAAUAUAUCUAUAAACGUAUAAGAGAAAAUUUUAGAAACGGCUUAAUUUUAAAUGAGUUCUUGCUAAUUGACCAGUUUUACA
Molecule: messenger RNA, 1821 nt
Organism: Cherax quadricarinatus
Lineage: Eukaryota; Metazoa; Arthropoda; Malacostraca; Decapoda; Parastacidae
Product: heart- and neural crest derivatives-expressed protein 1
Biological process (GO): regulation of transcription by RNA polymerase II; developmental process
Molecular function (GO): DNA-binding transcription factor activity, RNA polymerase II-specific; protein dimerization activity; RNA polymerase II transcription regulatory region sequence-specific DNA binding
Source: RefSeq, a predicted model, not a curated record